Boeremia exigua is the source of this 1380-nucleotide messenger RNA. RefSeq lists its product as uncharacterized. Lineage: Eukaryota; Fungi; Ascomycota; Dothideomycetes; Pleosporales; Didymellaceae. Gene Ontology annotation, molecular function: histone binding; nucleosome binding. Bases 1 to 1380 code for a protein of 459 amino acids. The record is from RefSeq and is a predicted model, not a curated record. The transcript has 2 exons.
AUGGCGUUCACAGCUCUCAACAACCAGGCCCCAGUACAGCCGCCACCGGUGCAGGCGCCGGUCCCAAAGCCCGUUCAGGCGCCAAUUGUACCCAUCCAGUAUCCACAAGAGAUCGACACCGCAUUCGCAGGCAAUCACGAAUUGCGAAAGCGUGUACACGCCGCCAUAGAUCAGAAUCCCUCGCAGCGCACGCUUUUUCGCGAUAUAUCGACGUUCAUCUUAAAUCAGGCUUUAUCGCCGACCGCCGAGCCUACAACGAAGAAGCGCAGGUUGGACGACAGUAACGGUGCGCCCAAUGUCGGAAAAGCAGCAGCCCCAGCUAGUACGGCAGCAAGUGAUCUAGCAAGCGCUUCAAGGAAGGCAUUCAAGUCAUAUGCUGGUGUCAGCUUCUCGAUGCCACAGCGCAAGAAGUUCACACUCGAACUGAUCGACAAGAAGGACGGCGGGAUAAGGGCCAUUGGUGCUACAGGCACCACCGAGUUUGCGUUGGCCUGGAAGGAUGUAGACCAGGUGUUUUGUCUACCUGUGCCAGAAAAGGCCAAGAAACAGCACAACUUCAUCAUCGUGCCAGUGCAUGGCGACGGCGUCAACCCUGUACCCGAAGAGCUGAAAGGAUCAGCGCCAGAGCCUAUCAUAUGGACAUUCGAGGAGGCAACAGGGAAGAACAUUGUUGAAGGCGAAGAUCCAGGGCCAGGACCUAUGGCAGAGGCAAUACAUCACUGCCUGAUUCAGGCAGGCACUGGGAAGCAGGUUGUGUUCCCUGACGCAGACGAAUUUGCCAGUGCCAUUCCCGAGAGCCAUCGGAAGGGCGAGAAGGCUUACCACGUGAAGGCACAUAGGGGAAGCAAAGAAGGCUACCUGUUCUUCACGUCUGUUGGCAUCAUGUACGGCUUCAAGAAGCCUCUCGCCUUUUUCGAUUUCGCCGCGAUAAACAGCAUAUCCUACACUGCCGUCCUCCGCAAUACGUUCAACCUCGUUAUCACCACACAAACACAAGAGAUUGAGUUCAGCAUGCUCGAUCAGGAGAACUUCGCAGGCAUAAAUGAGUACGUGCAGAAACAUGGGCUGCAAGAUGCCAGCAUGGCGGCGGCGAGACGUGCAAAGAAGCUCAACGUCAACCCGCCUGCUGAUAAAGGCAAACAAAACGGAGCGGUUGUGGCAGAUGCACAAGUCGAGGAGGAAGAGUCAGAACUACAGAAAGCAGAGCGCGAGCUUCAGGACCAAGAAGAUGACGAGGAAGAAGAUGAUGAUUUCGAUCCGGGUAGUGAGGGGGAGAGCGAGGGCGAAGGAUCAGAGUCAGAGGAUGAGGGUGGUGAAGGUGGCUACGACGAGGGCGAUACGGCGGAAGUUGAAGACGAGGACGAAGAGAUGGAGGAGUGA